Gongylonema pulchrum is the source of this 366-nucleotide messenger RNA. The record is from the annotation of a GenBank genome assembly. Lineage: Eukaryota; Metazoa; Nematoda; Chromadorea; Rhabditida; Gongylonematidae.
UGUAUUUUACUUGCAGGAACGGCAGUAUCCAGUAACGAUCCGUUCCGUUUUCAAGGAGCUGGUGUGGAUUUCAAGGGUAAACUGAUCGGUAUUCGGGAUGUGGAUGAGGCACGGGGUGAUGCGAUGUGCGCCGAUGCAAUGAGGCUUGCAAAAGCAGCCGUGAAAAGUACCGGCCACCAUAAACAGCGAAUUAUUCUCAAUAUUUCCAUUGAAGGCCUCAAAAUUAAGGAUGAAAAAACACAGACAGUUUUGCAUAAUUUCCCCGUUUCACGGAUCUCGUUCAUUGCCCGGGAUACCACCGAUGCACGUGCAUUCGGCUUUAUUUAUGGUUGUUCAGAUAACAAAUAUAAGUUUUACGGUAUGUGA